UCUUGCACUCCCUAGGAUAGAAUGUGUGCGAAUGCGUCGAUGCGUACUAACUAUCUCGCUUCUCGUAUCUCAUAUAUAUCGCUUGUUGAUGCUAUUCGUUUUUCGUGAAUCCAUCACAAACGUCAAAAGCGGUCUCGUUGUACUAUUCACGUUGGAAUAUAGCAUUUUGCUCAGCACGCGUCGUAGGAACACUACGGAGAGGUUCAGACAGGAUUAACUCAUUCACGGACAGUCGGACGUUGUCAUUUCAAAACGGAAGCCAUCUUGUGGCUGAGCCUCCCAUAUUAUACGGGAAUAAUAGUCCACUGACUAUUUGUUCCGAUAAAUUUCUCCGCACCUUUUCUAAUACGUCUAGACUAUGCAUGAACCAUUUUAUCACGUGUUCACAUAGCCAUGGCUGCGACGAGAAAGUUGCAAGGUGAAAUAGAUCGGUGCCUUAAAAAAGUAACAGAGGGUGUGGAGACCUUUGAAGAUAUCUGGCAGAAAGUUCAUAAUGCCACUAACAGCAAUCAGAAAGAAAAAUACGAGGCUGACCUUAAAAAGGAAAUCAAGAAACUUCAAAGGUUACGCGAUCAGAUCAAAAGCUGGAUCGCGUCGGGUGAGAUCAAGGAUAAGAGCACGCUUCUCGACUAUAGGAAACUAAUCGAGACUCAAAUGGAAAGAUUCAAAGUCGUGGAGAGGGAAACAAAAACAAAGGCUUAUUCAAAAGAAGGCUUGGGCGCGGCGCAAAAACUAGAUCCAGCCCAGAAGGAGAGAGAAGAAGUCAGUAAUUGGCUGGCCAAUUCUAUAGAUUCUCUUAAUCUACAGCUGGAUACAUUCGAAUCGGAAAUAGAGUCGUUAUUGGCGGGGAAGAAAAAAAGGUUAGACAAAGAUAAACAAGAUAGGAUGGACGAGUUGAAGGCGAAACUCGAUAAACACCGCUAUCAUAUCCGUAAAUUGGAAACAUUGUUACGUAUGCUCGACAAUAUGUCUGUCGAAGUCAACACAAUUAAGAGGAUAAAAGAGGACGUUGAAUAUUAUAUUGAAUCUUCGCAAGAACCAGAUUUCGAAGAAAACGAAUAUAUUUAUGACGAUAUUAUCGGCCUUGAUGAAGUUGAGUUAUCCGGGGUUGGCAUCCCUUCAUCAGCAACGACGGAUAGUAACAACAGCAACGAGACCGGGGGUACGCCAACUUCAACCAAUUCCUGUACUUCGCCUUCCGCUAUACCAUCGCCGCCGUUGAGCUCUACGCUACAUAAUCAUUCGAGCGACAGUUCUACGGAGAAUGACAAGAAAACAAAGCCUGUGAAACCGACAGCUGUCAGGCCGUUACUGAAUACGCAAGCGAGCAUUCCAACCACGGGAAGCACUGCCACCAUCAAAUCGAACAUGUUACCGAGCAGCACUCCGAGUAAAACCAUUCCCAUGACACCUAGCCAUAGCUCGCCUAGUUCUACGAGCAAUCACAUCGCCACGACUAACGCCGGCAAUUUUGCCACCGUAGCUGCCUCGCACAGUAAUUCGCAAGCCAUUCAUUCUACCUCUAAUAAAACAUCCAGUCAUAACAGCGAAAAUGGUAUUUUGUCGUCAUCGUCAUCGUCGUCUACGUCCAACGUUACGACCAAUGUGCCACAAACAGUCGCGCAGCAGCACAAUAAUAAUCCGCCGCCGCCGCCGCCGCCGACACAGACGACGCAUGUACUGCACAGCCAGCAAAGUCAAAAUCAUAAUAGCGAAACGGAGAUCGUUACGCCGGUACCACCAUCCUCUUCGCCGCAGUCGUCCGUUAGCAGUAGAUCCUCACCGCUGCCCGCGAAUUCCUGCUCGCCAGCACCGUCCACUGCCAAUGGUCUCAUCCCUAAACUUCCCGACGGCAUGUCCUCCCUAAAAUCCAUCGCCCAACAAGUCAUUGUCCGAGCAGGUCUGGAGAUGCCACCCUCCGAGCCGAAUCGAAACAUUUUCGAUAGUGCCAAGACGAACAGCAAUAACAACAACAAUGCUACAUCGGAAGCAAACAUUCCUCCCUUGCUCGGUGUCGCGCCUCUCGGGCCUGUACCUCUACAAAAAGAACACCAGUUACAGUUUCAAAUGAUGGAAGCUGCCUACUAUCACAUGCCGCAUCCAUCCGACUCCGAAAGAUUACGUUCGUACUUGCCGAGAAAUACAUGUGCAACUCCACCUUAUUACCAGCAGAUCCAGCUUCCACACUCGGAUACUGUGGAGUUCUUCCAACGUCUUUCUACGGAAACUUUAUUCUUCAUAUUUUAUUAUAUGGAGGGCUCUAAGGGACAGUAUUUGGCAGCAAAAGCACUAAAAAAACAAAGUUGGAGGUUUCAUACCAAGUACAUGAUGUGGUUUCAAAGGCACGAGGAGCCGAAAGUUAUCAACGAGGAAUUCGAACAGGGAACGUACAUCUAUUUUGAUUACGAGAAAUGGGGACAGAGGAAAAAAGAAGGCUUUACUUUUGAGUACAAGUACUUAGAAGACAGAGACCUGAAUUAACAGUUCCGUCGCUCGUUUUGUCUUCGGAAUACGCCGUUCCUGUACCGGUAUUGUGUACCCAAAGGAGAAAUUUCGCGGAAUAUGUUUCUGUUCCUUGGUAAUGGGAUAUGUAAGAAGGAGAAAAAUUAAAUCACGAGGAACAAACUCGUGAAUACAAUGCAAUGAAGGCAUUUCAUUAUAUUUUGACGCCGCGACGAUACAACAAUCUUUUAAUCGAUCUUUUCCUCGAAAGUAAACUGCGAGAUAGAUCACAUAAAAAGAACGAAAAGAAACGGACUAACGACGAGACAAAGAGCUAGAUCAGUCCGCAGGAAGUAAAAUGCUAAUAAUUAUUAUUAUAAAUGAUUACAAUAUGUAUAUGUAUGUAUGUAUAUAUAUAUAUAUAUAUAUAUAUAUAUAUAUAUAUAUAUAUACGUGUGUGUAUGUGUGUGUACACGCGUAUACACACAUAUAUAUACAUAUAUAUAUACGCGCGCGCGAAAACGAAAACAGGACGAGUGAAACAGAAUGAAAGGUAAAAAGUACUAGAGAACAUUUGGAGUUAUACAGUGUGCUGUAUGUGAUAACGAAAAGAGGACUUUAAGGCGGAAGAAUAGGAGAGAAGGGAGGUAAUUGCACUAGUUGGCGACUGAUUCUGUAAUACCAGUACAAAAAUGCGUGCGGCCCACCCGCCGUCUGCUAAGGUGGAGGGCGCUCAUGCUAUGGUACAUCUUAAUGUUAGAUUAUAAGUAGCCUUUUUGUAUAAAGUGUAUCGAGGUAUAAAACUCUUAAAUUCAAUUACUGUACAGAAUGUGUAGAAAUAGUGAAUAAUAAUACUAUGGAAUAUAUUUUA
Molecule: messenger RNA, 3313 nt
Organism: Odontomachus brunneus
Lineage: Eukaryota; Metazoa; Arthropoda; Insecta; Hymenoptera; Formicidae
Gene: Not3
Product: CCR4-NOT transcription complex subunit 3
Exons: 9
Coding region: 394-2481 (695 amino acids)
Biological process (GO): nuclear-transcribed mRNA poly(A) tail shortening; regulation of DNA-templated transcription
Cellular component (GO): nucleus; CCR4-NOT core complex; P-body
Source: RefSeq, a predicted model, not a curated record